This is a messenger RNA of Dunckerocampus dactyliophorus (ringed pipefish), 1450 nucleotides long. RefSeq names its product annexin A3b (gene anxa3b). Gene Ontology annotation, cellular component: cytoplasm. The transcript has 14 exons. The coding region runs from base 182 to 1195 and encodes 337 amino acids. NCBI's taxonomy places the organism in Eukaryota, Metazoa, Chordata, Actinopteri, Syngnathiformes, Syngnathidae. The record is from RefSeq and is a predicted model, not a curated record. Gene Ontology annotation, molecular function: calcium-dependent phospholipid binding; phospholipase inhibitor activity; calcium ion binding.
AAUGGGCGUUGCCUUUUCCACGUCCGUGAAAAGUGGAUGAUUGCGGAACACUUGGAAUUCCACACUUGGAAUAAUAGCAACCCGGUCAUCUGAUUUAGCCCAAAGGCACUGAAAUAUGAGCUAGUCAAACUUGUGUUUUGCAUUCUGCUGCCCACAGUAUCGUGCAGUACCACCAACAAACAUGUCCGUGUGGGAUGAUCUGGAUUUGCUGUUAGACUCACCCUCCUCGCUGAGUGUCACAUCCAACACGAGGGGGACCGUGAAGGACAAAGCCAACUUUAAAGUGGAAGAGGAUGUGGCAGCUCUAAGGAAGGCGAUGGAGGGCAUUGGCACGACAGAAAAGACCCUUGUUGAAGUGCUGACCCAAAGAAGUAACGCUCAGCGACAGCUCAUCGCCAAGGCCUACGAGAAAGCCACAGGAAGGACAUUAGUAGCCGACCUGGAGGGCGACACGCAUGGAGACUUUGAGGACUUGCUGGUGGCCUUGGUGAAAGCGCCUGACGUCUACGACUGCCAUGAGGUCAUCAAAGCCAUCAAGGGCGCGGGCACCACUGAGAGCACACUGACAGAACUCUUCGCCUCGAGAUCCAACAGACAGAUCAAAGCCAUGUCUGAGGCGUACCUGGCAGAAACUGGAAGACUGUUGCUUCAUGAUCUCAAGUCGGAGGUAUCUGGAGAUUAUGGCGAAGCUCUGCUCAUCCUGGCAGAGGGCAAGAGAGAUGAGAGCUCCGGAGUGGAUGGAGCCAAAGCCAAAGCAGAUGCCAAAGCUCUGUACGAGGCAGGAGAGAAGAAGUGGGGAACAGACGAGGGCAGGUUCAUUGACGUCCUUUGCCACAGGAGUGUUCCUCAGCUCAGACAGACUCUGGUGGAGUACAAGAACAUCAGCAAGAAGACUCUGCAGGAGAGCAUCGAGAGCGAAAUGUCAGGAAACCUGGAGAAGCUCCUGGUGGCUGUAGUGAAAUGUGUGAAGAACGUGCCUGCGUACCUGGCAGAGAGGCUUUACGAGAGUGUGAAGGGUUUAGGAACCACAGAGUCCACGCUGACCCGGAUACUGGUCAGCCGCUCCGAGAUCGAUCUUCUGGACAUCAGAGCCGAGUACAAGAAGCUCUUCGGAUACACGCUCUACUCCCAGCUUGAGUCUGAAGUGUCAGGCAGCUAUGGCGACGCCCUCAAACAUCUGUGCGGUCAGGACUAACGCCCCCGACUUCCUGUGAUGACAAACACGUGGCUGCUUGGCACAUCGAUAAUACAAAUUGACUUUGCCACAAGCGAGACUUGAAAGGAAGCAUCUUAAAUAGCUUUUUCAUGUGGAAUCCCAGCAAUGCUGGACGAGUUAAAAAAAAAAAAAAAAAACAUGUAACAUUUGUGACUGAUGAGCGGUACUCCAAAGUAUUUUGUUCCCUCUUGUGCACUUCACCGUACUGGACACAAAUAAACACCUUAGACUUUG